UCAUCUUUCCAUCCCCUUUCUCCCUCGUCCCCCUUCCCCCCUCCAUCCUCCUCCUGCUCCCUCCAUCCUCCUCUCCCCUCCUUCCCCUCACUCCACCCACCCCUCUCCUCCCUCCCCUUCCCCUGCCUCCUACCUCCCUCUCUCCCUCCACUCCUCCCCCUCCCUCCCUUGGCCUCUCCCCUGCACGCUCUGCCCACGCCUGAGGGCAGGGAGUCAUGGGCCGCCUCUCUGCCCGCGCUGCGCUGCGGGGGCUGCUGUGCGGCGUGCGGGCCCCAGGCCCCAAGCUGCUCGCGCGCCCCAGCUCGGGAGGACCCUCCUGGACCCGGGAGCGGACCCUGGUUGCGGUGAAGCCAGAUGGGGUGCAGCGGCGCCUCGUCGGAGAUGUGAUCCAGCGCUUUGAGAGGAGGGGCUUCAAGCUGGUGGGGAUGAAAAUGCUGCAGGCAUCAGAGAGUGUCCUUGCUGAGCACUACCACGACCUGCAGAGGAAGCCCUUCUACCCUGCCCUCAUCAGCUACAUGAGCUCCGGCCCAGUGGUGGCCAUGGUCUGGGAAGGCCCCAAUGUGGUCUGCACUUCGAGGGCCAUGAUAGGACAUACUAACUCAGCUGAGGCUGCCCCCGGCACCAUUCGGGGAGACUUCAGCAUCCACAUCAGCAGGAAUGUCAUCCAUGCCAGUGACUCUGUGGAGGGGGCCCAGAGGGAGAUCCAGCUGUGGUUCGAGAGCAGUGAGCUGGUGGACUGGGCAGACGAAGGCCACCGCAGCAGCACCUACCCAGCCUGAACACUCAGGCUGGCCUUGGUCCCUUCAGCAUCCACCCAGGACCAACUACCUCUGUCAACAAGAACUGAAGCUCACACCCAUGCUCUGCCCAUCCAUCCUAGACCAUCUCCCUGCCCACCUACUGCCUGGCCCCAGCCCAGAGGGGUGGAGCCACUAACUUUAUGUGCCUUUUAGUAUCCUAAGCCAGCAAAAGAUUGGAUCAAAUCCUUUUUGUACCAAAGUGCUACACAAGCUUUGGGGUGUCUCCAAAAGUUGGUAGUGUGACCUCCCUUCCCCCAAAGUGGGGACAUUAAAAUUCAGUGUGCUGUGCA
Molecule: messenger RNA, 1090 nt
Organism: Camelus dromedarius (Arabian camel)
Lineage: Eukaryota; Metazoa; Chordata; Mammalia; Artiodactyla; Camelidae
Gene: NME4
Product: NME/NM23 nucleoside diphosphate kinase 4
Exons: 5
Coding region: 216-779 (187 amino acids)
Biological process (GO): UTP biosynthetic process; CTP biosynthetic process; GTP biosynthetic process
Molecular function (GO): nucleoside diphosphate kinase activity
Source: RefSeq, a predicted model, not a curated record